Molecule: messenger RNA, 141 nt
Organism: Haemonchus placei
Lineage: Eukaryota; Metazoa; Nematoda; Chromadorea; Rhabditida; Trichostrongylidae
Source: the annotation of a GenBank genome assembly
AUGGCGCCCAUGCUAGGCAAGGUAGCAAAGCUUGGUCGAUGGGUCACACAUGAACUGCCCACUUAUGUCCUUCGAGGUAGGUGGCCACCUGCAUUUCUCUUGACAAUUUCCAAAGGGAGCUCCGCUUUCUCAACUCGAUGA